CCCUUUUUUUCCUUUGGCAGCUGCUGUUUCUUGCUUUUGCUUUUGGAAGUACAGGAGCUCGAGUCUAUGGAUUCAAAACCUUAUGUCCGACUUUCUGCAACACAAGGGACACCAGGUAAUCUCGCUCUUUUGAGCUCAUCUUCACUCGCAGGUUCUCUUCCUAUCCGAGCUCCUCCUACUCCUGAUUCUGAUUCUGACUCUGAUUCUGAAUUCAACGGUCAUGAUUCGGGUUAUAGCAGUAGUUGUAAUAUUAGCAGUAUUGGUUGUGAGAGUGGGUCUGAAUCUGAGGCCUUUGUGACUGGGGAGGAGUUUGAAACGGCGUCGGAGAGGCCAUUGGUGGCAGACCCAGAUGAGGAAGCUCUUCAACGGAGUGACUCUGUUGGAAAAUAUGAGCUUUCUUGGCCUUCUGUGGCCUACCCAGAUGAGUUUGAACCUGUUUUCGAGAAAGUUAUGGUGGAUGAUGCAAUUUCAGAGAGGGUUAUGCCCAUUGCCCAGUUGUCAUGGGAGAGUGAUGAUAAUGAUGUGGUGGAUAGUGAAGAGGUUUUGAGUGAAGUGGAAAAUGGUGAUUUUGUGGGUCAGGUUAAGGUUCCUGGUAAUGGGUUUGUGGAGAAGCUUAGUAUUGCGCCGAGAGUUAAGGUUUCUGAGGUUGAAGAAGGAGAAGAAGAUGAGACAGUGAAGUGGGAAGAGCCUUUGGUAGUUGAACAAUCUGAACCUGCCAUAGAGGUAAAGAAUGUUGAAGGUGUUGAGGGUGAUUUGAGUAAUUUUGGCAAAGGUCAAAAUGGAGAUUCUGUUCAAGCUGAAUGGAUUGAAGAUAAUGGUCUUGCUAUGACAGAGACAAAUGAAGCAAAUGCUGAGGAGUUGAGCAUUAAUGUAUUUGAAGAAGAGGAGAAAGCAAAGUAUGUGGCAGAAGAAUCCUUUGUGCAUUGCCCAAAUAGCGAAAGGAAUGGCGUUGAUUUAGGCGUCAAGUGGAGCGAAAAUCAGACUUUGUGUUUGGAAAAUUGUGAUUUAUCUGAGCUUACUAAGGAUGAGGAAUUUGAAAAUGCACUGUGUAGUGAUUUGCUUAAAUCAAUCACGCUGAACUCACUAUCUGUUACUCUCUUAUGCGAGAAUGUGGCAGAAAACGCUGGUGCUGUGAAAUUUCAAGGCGAUACAAUAUAUGGAGCCAAAGUGGAAGUGUCUCUCAAGGAGAAGGAUGUCCCUGCGGAGAAGGAUGUCCCUGCAGAGAAAGAACCAACCAGCUUGGUUCUGCUUGGGGAAAAUAUUAGUAUCACACCUGGAGUUAUGGUAGUUGAAGAAGGAGAAGAAUACGGGCCAGUGCUGCGGAAAGAGUCCUUGGUCAUUAAACAGUCUGAACCUUCCAUAGAGCUAAACUGUGUAGAGUGUUCAGACUUUAAAGGCCAAAACGGGGAUUCUAUUCAAGCUGAAAUGAUUGAAGAUAAUGAUCUUGCUGCUGCAGAGAUCAAUGACAACUUCAAUGUAUGGGAAGGAGGGGAGAAAGCCAAGUAUGUGGCAGAAGAAUCCAUUGUGCAUUGUCCAAAUAACAAAAGGGAUGGUGUUGAUACUAGCAGAAGUUCUGAGGCACUGGAAAAAAGAAUGCAUUCGGGAACUGAUUUUGGUGUUGAGAAGAAUGAAAAUCAAAUUCAGGAAAUCGUGUAUUUGGAUGAGAAUGUGGCCACCGGACUCAAGAUUGAGGAUCAAAUGGCUAUUGGGAAGCACUUGGUUUUGGCUGGAAGGGCUGGAGCUCUGCAGUUUAAAGGUGAAACAGCACAUGGAGCCAAAUUGGAAGUGCGUCUCAAGAAUAAGGAUUGCCCUAGAAGGCAGGACCAAACUGGCUUGGGUUUGUCUCUGAUGAAGUGGGGAGGUGGUCUUGUUCUGACAGCCGAUAUACUAUCUCUGUUCUCUGUUGGAGGUUCUAAAAUGGCUGUUCAUGUUGUAUUGAGCAACAAGCAAAGGGGUCAGAUUGCCAUAAGGACAAGCAACUCGGACAAAUUCCAAAGUGCACUUGUCGGUAUUCUUUCAUUUGCAGCUUCAAUCUUUGGGAUUUUCCGUCCUAGAUUUGGUGUUCAAAACUCGACAUAAUAGGUGUAAUUUUCCUUUUGAUGUUGGUUGAUAGUCAAGUUUUGAUGGUGUAAAGGAUAGUGUACAUAAGCCUAUCCCUGUUGGUUUGUCAGUCCAGUUUUAAUAUGCAAGACUUUGAAUCCCUCUC
Molecule: messenger RNA, 2206 nt
Organism: Prunus avium (sweet cherry)
Lineage: Eukaryota; Viridiplantae; Streptophyta; Magnoliopsida; Rosales; Rosaceae
Source: RefSeq, a predicted model, not a curated record